This is a messenger RNA of Heterobasidion irregulare TC 32-1, 1570 nucleotides long. RefSeq lists its product as uncharacterized. Bases 1 to 1377 code for a protein of 458 amino acids. The transcript has 5 exons. The record is from RefSeq and is a predicted model, not a curated record. Lineage: Eukaryota; Fungi; Basidiomycota; Agaricomycetes; Russulales; Bondarzewiaceae. Gene Ontology annotation, molecular function: FAD binding; oxidoreductase activity.
AUGGCUACCCUCAGCGAUCUCAAACUCGAAGGCAGCAUUCUCACCCCCGCGGAUGAAGGCUAUGCCGCCGCAAUCCACCGUAGCACCGAUCUAGCCAUCAGAAAAGCAGCAUACGUCGGGCUCCCCACCUCGUAUGCCGACGUGCCGAAGCUCAUCGCCUUCGCGCUCGCUAACCGUCUUGAACUCGCCAUUAAAGGGGGUGGGAGCAACAUAAACGAUACCGGGGCAUCUUCCUCUGAGGGUGGACUUGUGAUCGAUCUUGCCAAGCUCAACAAGGUAGAGGUACGAUCAAAUCGACAAGAGGUUGUCGUGCAAGGCGGCGCACUUUGGGGCGAUGUGUAUCAGGAAGCCGCAAAACAUCAGGUCGACGUGGUUGGAGGGAACGUAUGGAGCGUCGGAGUCGGGGGUUUCUUGACAGGUGGAGGGCAUUCGAACCUCAGUGCGGUUCGCGGGCUGGGGAGCGACAAUAUUGUCGAGGCUACAGUGGCGCUCGCUGAUGGACGGAUCGUGAAAACAAACCCAAAUCAAGAACCCGAUUUGUUUUGGGCCAUCCAAGGCAAGUGUGGGACUAGUCGGUUUGGCGUUGUGCUUGAAUUCGUGCUCCGUGCCUAUCCUACUCAAGGCCCUGCCAACGUUGGAGCAGUCGUACUGCCUGGCACGGCGUUUGACGGUGUCUUGGCAGCUUUGGAGGAAUGUGCUCCAUUGAUCGAACCGCAAGAUCGCAUCAUCGUCGCAUUCAGCCGUGCUCCUCCUGGUUUUUACCCUGGGGUCCUCAUUCUUCCAUACAUUCCAGGACCCGCCUCGCGCGCUGAGACCCUCCUCAAGCCGUUCCGUGCGCUCAACCCCAUCGUCGACAUGAUACAGGCUGCGCAGGACCAGUUCACCGUCUCGCACGGCUCGGAUGCAUUCAUGGCGAACGCGCCCCGUCGCGUGUACCUCGCGGGUUCGCUACUUCACGGUGGUCCUGCGGGAUAUUCCCGCGAGCUGUUCGCCGAUGUGUGGGGGCGCUGGGUCAAGUGGACCAGCGAGCACGAGGAGGCAAAGGAGUCUAUGGUUAUGUUCGAGUUCCAGCCUGUCGGCGUCGUGAAGGACAAGGGUCCGAGUGUGGCUGCGUUCUCAAAGCGCGACACUGUGAGCUACGUUGUGAUUCAUGGCAGAACUCGCGUUCCUGAGUUUGACAAGGCAAAUAUAGGGUGGGUGCGAGAGACGGUUGAUGUCAUCCGCUCAAAGCAGCCCGACGGAGGCGCUAUCCCUAACUUUGCCUACGGCGACGAGCCUGCUGAAGUACUGUUCGGCCCUGAGAACGCCAAGAGGCUCAAGGAAGUCAAAGAUAGGUAUGAUCCUGACGGUGUUUGGAAGAAGGGUGUCAGGAUUUAGGUCGGCCUGAGUCCUCCCUGUCAAUUAUAGUGAAAGAGAAGCAUAUGGUGGAAAGGGUUGUACUGCUGUACGAGUACGUCGGACUUGUGGAUUGGUUGUAAAGAGGCAAAUCAACCUACUGUGCAGUCUCCGUUAGUCAAUUGCCCUGUGAUCGUUUUCAGAGAAGAAUAUGAAUCCUUGCGAUGUAUUGAUG